Messenger RNA from Vigna umbellata (rice bean), 1760 nucleotides. RefSeq names its product Pentatricopeptide repeat (PPR) superfamily protein. The record is from RefSeq and is a predicted model, not a curated record. NCBI's taxonomy places the organism in Eukaryota, Viridiplantae, Streptophyta, Magnoliopsida, Fabales, Fabaceae. Gene Ontology annotation, molecular function: protein binding; RNA binding. Gene Ontology annotation, biological process: RNA modification.
UUUGGUUCUUUCUAUUUUGCUUGCUCCACUGUGGGCAACAUAUGAAUCUCCAAUGCGUCAAAACACUCUGCAACUACUAAGUCAAUGCAAAUCCAUUUCCCAACUGUGCCAAAUCCACGGCCACAUCGUCACCACCGGUGUGUUACCUCCCCACACAUCCCCCAUCUUCAACAACAUCCUCUUCACCCUCACCACCCUACUCUCCGCCCCCAACACCGCCACAACCCAGUAUUCCAACUCCAUAAUAACCUACUAUGCACUCUCCCUCUUCCAUUCCCUCCCAAACCCCACCACAUUCUCCUUCAACACCCUCAUCAGAAUCCAUACCCUCCUCCUCUCCCCUCUCCCUGCCCUCCGCCUCUUCUCCACCCUCCGCCGCCUCUCCCUUCCCCCUGACUUUCACACCUUCCCUUUUGUCCUCAAAGCCUGCUCUCAACUCUCUUCCAUCUCCCUCGCCCAAUCCCUUCACUCUCAACUCCUCAAGUUCGGCCUUUUACCCCAUUUGUACGCCUUCAACUCUCUCAUACGUGUUUACUCCAUCCUCGAUAGAGUCAACGAUGCCUACAAGCUCUUCUACGAAUGUCCCCACAGAGACGUUGUCUCCAACAACGCCUUGAUUAACGGACUCGUAAAAACCCGCCAGAUUUCCCGCGCGCGGCAACUGUUCGACGAAAUGCCCGUGCGAGAUGAAGUAUCCUGGGGGACCAUGAUCGCGGGGUAUACUCACUCGAAACUUUGGAACCAAGCCAUUGAACUCUUUACUGACAUGAUGGCUUUGGAGGUUAAGCCGGAUAAUAUAGCGCUGGUGUCGGUUCUCUCCGCUUGUGCUCGGUUGGGGGAGUUGAAACAAGGUAGCAUCGUUCAUGAUUACAUUAAACGUAAUAGGAUACGAGUUGAUUCGUAUUUGGCAACGGGGUUGGUCGACUUGUAUGCGAAAUGUGGGUGUGUUGAGACUGCGAGGGAUGUGUUUGAGUCUUGCGAGGAGAAGGAAGUAUUCACGUGGAAUGCCAUGCUUGUUGGGUUUGCGAUUCACGGAGAAGGAUCGAUGGUGUUGGAGUAUUUUUCUAGAAUGGUUGCGGAGGGAGUGAAGCCUGAUGGGGUGAGCUUGUUGGGGGUGUUGGUGGGGUGUAGCCAUGGGGGUCUAGUUCGUGAAGCGCGAAAGGUUUUUCAGGAGAUGGAAACUGUGUAUGGGGUUGCUCGGGAGGAGAAGCAUUAUGGAUGCAUGGCUGAUAUGUUUGCCAGGGCUGGGUUGAUUGAGGAAGCGGUGGAGAUGAUAAGAGGGAUGCCAAGUGGGGGUGAUGUGUUUGCGUGGGGAGGGUUGCUUGGAGGGUGUAGGAUUCAUGGGAAUGUUGAGGUUGCAAUGAAAGCAGCGAAGCAAGUAAUGGAGAUUAAGCCUGAAGAUGGUGGGGUGUAUUCUGUUUUGGCUAAUAUUUAUGCUAACAGAGGACAAUGGGAUGAUUUAGUCAAGGUAAGGAGAUCAUUGAGUGCCAACAAAAGGGCCAAGAAGAUUACUGGUCGUAGUUUGAUCAGACUGAAUGACGAUACCUAGGCUAAGAUUCGGAUGAUAGAUUAUGGGGGGAGGGAUGUGUAUAGAUUAUUUGCAUGUUACGUUAGGAUCUUUAUUAUUGUUUUUGUUUGUAACUAAAUAUUAUUCUUAGUUUUUUGGUGUCCUCCAGCCAGCUCAAGAGCUUUGUGAGGCCUUCUUUUGGUUCGUGGCUAUGCAUCACAGGAAAUACGUCGCCUAUUACAUUUUUGAGUAA